Salvia miltiorrhiza (redroot sage) is the source of this 1158-nucleotide messenger RNA. RefSeq names its product glycine-rich cell wall structural protein-like. Bases 164 to 1012 code for a protein of 282 amino acids. The transcript has 2 exons. Lineage: Eukaryota; Viridiplantae; Streptophyta; Magnoliopsida; Lamiales; Lamiaceae. The record is from RefSeq and is a predicted model, not a curated record.
CUUUAUCAAUUUGCCCUAAAAUAUAAAGGCUGUGUCUCUGUUCCAACUGCACGCAUUUAUGAACCAUCUCCUGCUCUAUUUCUAUAAAUAGAAUCGAAGCUUUUAUCGGAGAAUAACACACCAUUAAUAUUUCAUCUUAAAUUUUAUAGAUCAGAAAAUUACAAUGGGGAAGAAUUUCAGAAAUGGUGGUGUGUUUGCUGUGAUCUUGUUGCUGGGGUUGUUUGUUGUGCAGAUUGCCGAUGGCCGGAAGCUUGAGAAAGACACAUUUGGCGGUGGUGGGCUCGGUGGAGGCGGAGGGCUUGGUGGUGGCGGUGGACUUGGUGGCGGAGCUGGUGGUGGCGGUGGACUUGGUGGCGGAGCUGGCGGUGGACUUGGGGGAGGUGCUGGUGGAGGGCUAGGGGGAGGUUCCGGUGGAGGGCUAGGGGGAGGUUCCGGUGGAGGCCUGGGAGGUGGUUCCGGUGGCGGCCUAGGAGGCGGAGCUGGUGGUGGACUUGGGGGAGGUUCCGGUGGAGGCCUAGGAGGUGGUUCCGGUGGAGGCCUAGGAGGAGGUUCCGGUGGAGGGCUAGGGGGAGGUUCCGGUGGAGGCCUAGGAGGAGGUUCCGGUGGAGGGCUAGGGGGAGGUUCCGGUGGAGGGCUAGGGGGAGGUUCCGGUGGAGGGCUAGGAGGUGGAUUUGGAGGUGGCAAGGGAGGAGGGUUUGGUGGAGGUGCCGGAGGUGGUGCAGGCGGAGGAGUUGGGGGUGGUGCCGGUGGUGGGAGCGGAGGAGGAUUUGGAGGCGGAAAGGGUGGAGGGUUUGGUGGUGGUUCUGGUGGAGGAUUUGGAGGUGGAUCUGGAGGAGGAAUUGGAGGUGGAUCUGGAGGUGGCGCCGGUGGAGGUUUUGGAGGUGGAUCUGGAGGCGGGGGUGGUCUAGGUGGAGGCUCCGGAGGAGGGUUUGGUGGUGGUGCCGGUGGCGGAGCAGGAGGUGGAUUUGGCGGAGGAGCCGGAGGCGGUGGAGGUUUUGGUGGCGGACAUUAAACAAACGUCCAACUAUAGUCUGAAUAUUGCAUGCAUGGCAUGCUCUGUUCUAUUGAUCUAAGCUGUAAUACUUGUUUUCUUAAAUUAUUAAUGAAAUAUCAAUAAUCAUUUAUAAAAAAUUAUGAAAGUUGAAUUGUUUGACCCUA